Messenger RNA from Penicillium malachiteum, 363 nucleotides. RefSeq names its product CGR1 family protein. The transcript has 3 exons. The coding region runs from base 1 to 363 and encodes 120 amino acids. The record is from RefSeq and is a predicted model, not a curated record. NCBI's taxonomy places the organism in Eukaryota, Fungi, Ascomycota, Eurotiomycetes, Eurotiales, Aspergillaceae.
AUGUCUACUACUACCGUUCCCACCACCGUCACCACAGAAAAGGCCAUCCCUCCCCCAUCAGGAAUGCGCAAGAAUGGCAAAAACUGGCAUGACACUAAGAAGGCGUUCCGCCCAACCGCUGGCCUGACAUCUUAUGCCAAACGUCAGGAGCUCCGCAAGCACCAGGAGGCGGUCAAGGAGCGUGAACGGGAGAUGAAGGAGGAAAAGGAAGCCGAGCGACAGGCCCACAUUCAACGCAUCAAGGACCGCCGUGCUGCAAAGGAGGAAAAGGCCCGAUUCGAGAAAAUGGCCGAGAAAAUGCACAAGAAACGGGUCGAGCGACUCAAGCGCCGCGAGAAGCGCAACAAGCUGCUCAGUUCUUAG